Molecule: messenger RNA, 1740 nt
Organism: Henningerozyma blattae CBS 6284
Lineage: Eukaryota; Fungi; Ascomycota; Saccharomycetes; Saccharomycetales; Saccharomycetaceae
Exons: 1
Coding region: 1-1740 (579 amino acids)
Biological process (GO): transmembrane transport; carbohydrate transport
Cellular component (GO): membrane
Molecular function (GO): carbohydrate:proton symporter activity
Source: RefSeq, a predicted model, not a curated record
AUGGAGAAUAUUAAAGAAUCAGAAACGAAUUCAGAAAAUCAAUUAGAAUAUAUUGGUUUUAUGAAUUCUGUAAAACAAGUUAAAAGAAAUAUUGAUAAAUUAUCAUAUUUGAUUCUUCUAGGUGGUAUGAUAUUAGGUAUGGAAAUCUCUUCAUUAACUUUAUUUUUAAAUGAAAGUUAUUUUGUGGAAUAUUUUGGAUCUCUUACGUCAUUUAGGCAAGGUUUGUUAACUGCUGCCAGUCCAUUAGGUGGGAUCUUUGGAUGUAUGAUGUAUGGAAUAAUUAUGAAAUCUAAAGGUAGGAUAUGGAGCUUCCGAUUUGGUACGACUCUCUGGAUUAUAGGCAGUAUAAUUGCUGCUAGUGUUUGGAAUAUUUGGAUAAUUGUCAUUGCCCGGUUUCUUAAGGGCAUUACUGUGGGUAUGUUUUCUAUAUUAUUAACUGCAUACAUUAAUGAAAUAUUCCCCAUGGAACGAAAGGGAAAAUCUAUAGCAAUAUUACAUUUUGGAACCACGGUUUCAAUUUUUCUUACAUAUUUGUUAUGUUCAGUUUUCAAUUUUUUGAAAAAUCAUUAUUCAUUUCGAAUAGUUUGGAUGAUUGAAUCCAUUCCAGCUAUCUUUUUAUUAAUUGGUACAUUGUGGAUGCCCGAAUCACCACGUUGGUUAACAUUACAUGGAGAAUAUGAAAAAGCUAUUAUGGUUCAAAAUCGAUUAAUUAAAGAAUAUAAUUGGAAAAAAAUUCGUAAUUUUUUUGAAUUAACUGAUAAAUUAGAUAUCAUAACGUUGUAUGGUAAAGAGAGUGAAUCAUAUGGGUAUAAUGAAUUAUUUAAACAAGGAUGCUGGAAACAAAUGUUAUUAUGCAUAUUACUUCAGAUUUUAUUAAAUUUUAGUGGGAUGAGUAUUUUAUUGUAUUAUAUACCAUAUGUUUGUGAAAUGAUUGGAUUAGAAAACGAUUUUAAAAUCUUGGCAGGGUUAGCACCAUAUUUUGUUAAUAUGUUAUUAGGAUUAUUACCAUUAACAUAUAUUGAGAAUAUUGGCCGUAAAGAUUUGAUAUUAGUUGGAUCUAUCCCAUGUUCUAUAUUUAUGAUAUUAAUUGGAACCAUCAUGGGUGUUUGUGGGUAUUCAAUUGAUACUUUAGAGGGCAGUACGGGUGUUAAUAAUAAUAAUAAUUCUAUUAAUUGGAAAGUUGAUUUCCAGACUGGGUCAAUAAUUUUUGCCUUAUGUUUAAUAUUCAUAUCAUUUUUCACAUUAACUUUAGCUAAUGGGCCUAAUAUUUAUAUUGGAGAAAUCUUGCCAUUAAAUGCCAGACCCAAAGGUUUCAUAUUAAAUAUUUUCAUUGGAUGGGUAUUAAAUUUUUCUAUUACGUUAUUAUGUCCUUUAUUAUUUUGUAAAUUGAAAUGGGGGGUGUUUCUAUUAUUUGGGAUAAUUAGUUUAAUGAUUUCGAUAAUUUUAUUUAAAUGUUUAAUUGAGACUAAAGGAUUAGAAAUUGGAGAGAUUAAUAAAUUAUUUGAACCUAGAACUGGUAGAAUUGAGAAGGAUGUACAAGAUAGUAGUGAAACAAAGGAAUUUAAUUUUAUAUCUUCAUUGAAAUCAAAUAGUGGACAAGAUGGAACAGGGAAAUUGGAUGAAGAGAAAAGCAAUUUCAAGUUUUUAGAUGAUGAAAAGGAAAUCGAAUUAAUUACGCCAAUUACUUUUAGUAUUGCUGAUGAUGAGAUUGACUUAGGGCAAGUCGAGCAAGGAAUAUAA